This is a messenger RNA of Chelonoidis abingdonii (Abingdon island giant tortoise), 1933 nucleotides long. The record is from RefSeq and is a predicted model, not a curated record. NCBI's taxonomy places the organism in Eukaryota, Metazoa, Chordata, Testudines, Testudinidae.
UCACUGGUCAACGCCAUGUGCCCCAGAGGGAAUGAACAGAACAGGUCACAGUCAAGUGAUCCAUUCCCAGCCUCUGAGUUUCCAGUUUUCACACCUGCUGUGAUCUCCCAUCUGGAACAAGACAAAGACACGUGGGUCCCAGAUCUCCAUGAUUCAGAGAUCCUGGGAGGUACCUGCACAAGGGAGGAAUCAUUCAGUCAAUUCGAAACCUGUCCGUGUCUGAAGGAAACAGCUGAGAUUCACGACAGAGACCUUGUGAGUUCUCCGAGUUCAGGAUUGUCCCCAGCAGGUGAUGGGAUGCCGAGUGAGAAGGAGGAGCACCAACCUCAGCUGGAAGAUGCUGAGCAAGAUGAAUCACAUGGGACAUUAUUGCAAAUAUCUGAGGAGGACGAUUCCAGGAGUCGUGAGCAGAGAGAAGGUCAGAGUCACAGGCCAGAGAGGAAGCAGGGAAACCAACCAGGGAAGAAAUUGAAUAAAUCCAUUAAUAGUUGGGGACCUCACAAAUACAUCAAGGAAACCACAGCCCAGCCGAAAAUCCACACAGGAGAGAGAAACAACACAUGCUCCGAGUGUGGGAAAAAUUUCAGUAGGCACUCAGUUCUUCUUAAACAUCAGAGCACCCACACAGGGGAAAGACCCUAUGAAUGCCGUGAGUGUGGGAAAACCUUCACUCAGAGAUCAUCCCUUAUUAAACAUCGGCGAAUACACACGGGAGAGAGACCCUAUGGGUGCUGUGAAUGUGGGAAAAGCUUCACUCAGAGAUCAACCCUUAUUAAACAUCAGAGGAUACACACGGGAGAGAGACCCUAUGCAUGCUGUGAGUGUGGGAAAAGCUUCACUCAGAGAUCAUCCCUCAUUACACAUCAGAGGAUCCACGCAGGGGCGCAAUCCUACGCGUGCGCUGAAUGCGGAGAAAGCUUCACCCGACGCUCAAACCUGAUUGUACAUCAGCGAAUCCACACCGGAGAGAGACCCUACCAAUGCUGCGAGUGUGCAAAAAACUUCACCAACAGCUCCUCGCUUAUGAAACAUCAGCGAAUCCACACGGGAGCCAGACCUUACGAAUGCCGUGAGUGCGCGAAAACCUUCACUCGCAGCUCGCACCUCAUUGCGCAUCAGAGAAUCCACACCGGAGAGAGACCCUAUGAAUGUGGCGAGUGCGGGAAAAGCUUCACGGAUAGUUCAGACCUUAUUAAGCAUCAGAGGAUCCACACGGGAGAGAGACCCUAUGAAUGCAGCGAGUGUGGGAAAAGCUUCAUGGACAGCUCAGACCUUACUAAGCAUCAGCGAAUCCACACAGGAGAGAGACCCUAUGAAUGCGGCGAGUGCGGGAAAACCUUCUCUCACAGCUCAGCCCUUAUGAUGCAUCAGAGAAUCCACACUGGCGAGAGACCCCACGAAUGCUGCGAGUGCGGGAAACGCUUCACUCAGAGCUCGGACCUAAUUAAACAUCAGAGAAUCCACACGGGCGAGCGACCCUACAGGUGUGGCGAGUGCGGGAAAGCCUUCACUUGGCGCUCGAGCCUAAUCACGCAUCAGAGAUUCCACACGGAAGAGAGACCCUAUGGGUGCCGUGAGUGUGGGAAAAGAUUCUUUGUCAGCUCAGCGCUCCGGGAACAUCAGAGAAUCCACAUUGGAGCCAGACCGUAUCAGUGCGGCGAGUGCGGGAAAAACUUUACUCGCAGCUCAAACCUCAUUAGACAUCAGAGGCUCCACCCGGCCUAGAGACACUCUCGAUGUUCUGAGCAUGGGAAAACUCAGCCCUUACUUCUCACGGGAGAAUUUGCAAGGGAAACAAACGCCAUAAAAACCUUAUUUAAGGCUGACCAUUUUUAGUUAUGUUUUUUCCUAAUUCCCUCUUAAAGACUUUUUGAACUACCAUCUAUACUCAUUCAUAAGCCGAAUCUUUUUGGUAAAAAAGUGACACAUCAAA